ACACUUCAUGAUCUAUCGCGUACAUGCAGACAGUUCCGUGCCAAUCUGCUGGAGUACCGUAGUCAGCUCGUCAAGCACACGCUGCACUGCCACAACGAAGAUGUCGAUGUCAGCGACAAGGCGGGGCCGUGGCUGCAACAAGGCCGGCAUGCCAUGGCACUGGAAGGGAGGCUGACCGCUGGCCGUGUUGGGACAUGUGCACGCGAUAUGGUGGGAAACUGCCAGCGCUGCGGCCUUGUCGUCUGCCGGAACUGCACAAUGAAGCCGCCGCCCACGCCUGCACUGCGCGCCCGGCAUCGUCGACUCUGCCGCACAUGCACCAAGGCGCCGCUUCCAUUGCUCAUGGCGUCGCAGAAACAGCGCUCGUCAUCCGACUCAUCCCCGUUUGAGUCGCCGAGCCUGCGCCCAGUGCUUUUUGAAGACGGCAAGCCACGAGCAUUCACUGCGCCAGCGUUUGAGCGUACCCCGUGCAACUGCGACAAUGUCAUAUGGUUUUGCGCGCCGUGCGGAAAAGACUUGCGCAAUGCCGACACCAUGUACGUUCGCGGAUGGAGCUGGCGCACGCGCUAUAGCCACUAUCUUGGGGGAGUCGGAACGGGGGCCGGCGAAGGUAAUGAAGGAGUCGAGUGUGGACGGGGCUGCCAUUGUCUGGGCGCGCGAGUUGUGGAACACGAGACAUGCGAGCAAGACCUUCUCGACACCAUCGAGAGGACGCAAACCCCCACAUCAGAAUCCCCUGAACGCUGGAAGGGCACCUCCUAUCUCACCCAGGAGAUUGAGGGCAUCGGCGGCGUGCUGAAAGUCAAGCUCAAGAAGCAAGUCCGCGUCGGCGAAUGCGUCAAGCUGUACGAAGAUGAGAAAGAAAAGUCGAUACAGUACCUUGAGCGCGAGGUCAAGGGCGAGCUCAGGAGCUGGUGCUCAUGGUGUGAGCGCGUCGUUCUGGGAAAGAAGGACAAGGCCGAGAUGGCUGGCGGCCGGCCAACUUCCAACGAGUCAAGUUCGACAAACUCGAGCUCGCUGUAGCCACUGGAUAGGCGUUGAUUAUGUGAAGUUUGGACUUUUGGAGAAUUAUGGAUGUGAAUAUACAAGUUG
Molecule: messenger RNA, 1092 nt
Organism: Exserohilum turcica Et28A
Lineage: Eukaryota; Fungi; Ascomycota; Dothideomycetes; Pleosporales; Pleosporaceae
Exons: 2
Coding region: 154-1023 (289 amino acids)
Source: RefSeq, a predicted model, not a curated record